Messenger RNA from Pecten maximus, 2291 nucleotides. RefSeq lists its product as uncharacterized. The transcript has 10 exons. NCBI's taxonomy places the organism in Eukaryota, Metazoa, Mollusca, Bivalvia, Pectinida, Pectinidae. Bases 272 to 1675 code for a protein of 467 amino acids. The record is from RefSeq and is a predicted model, not a curated record.
GUAUACCGGAAGUAAUAUUAGAUUCCUGUCGCUGGGGAACCGGUGAGUUAAGAAACCUUCCUACUGCCUAUAAAGUCACCUUAACUAAUCAUAUCAUGUCACUGAAACACUAAAGUUGCAAUGUGAAGUGAUAUCAGAAACGAAAGUAGUUUAACGGAAAGACCGGGAGUCCAAACGUGACAUUAAUGUAAAAGAGGAUCCCCAUGGGGUUUUCACAGACGCAGAUAUAACUGAUUGAACCACCCAGGUACAAAUCUUCAUUCGUCUGUAAAUGAUAACAACAAUGGCAGGAAAACAGCAUUUCAGCAAAACUACCCACACUCCUUUACCUAAAAUUGACUCAGAAUUGGAGCAGUAUGCCGGGGAAAAUGUUCAAGCUCUUCUAAAAAAGCAUGCAGGAUCAGGACCCUCAGAAACACUACAGAAUGCCUAUCAGGAAUAUAUAGACCUGUUGCGGAGUUAUAAGGAGUUAAGUGAAAAGCACAAGAAAGAGGCAGCCUCCCUGUUAAAUACCCAAAUACGAGGAACGAUAACUCUAAGUGAUAAAACGAUUGCGGAUUACAAGACUCGGACAAAUUCCUCUAUUGUAAAGUUAAUGAAAAAUGACAAAGAAGACAGCAAAGCUAUACAGGAGCUACAUACUCUUAUAUCAGCACACUUGAAACUGAAACAGGUCAAAGGUGAAAGUAAAGCAAAAGAAGACAGACCAAAUUUUAGCCGUGUUCGUUCUAGAGAAGAUGGCUUAAGAGGGGCCUCCAAUCCUCCCAAAUCUGACACAGCUAUGGAGACUGAUGACAAAAGCGAAAAGAAGAAGGAACUGCCAUUGCCUCAGUCGCUGACGACUUCUGUGCUACAGGGUCGGCCAAUGGCACAUUUGCCUAUGAUAGAAUACCAGCAGUUGGUACGGAGGCUAGAGAGCCAACAGAGAGAUAUCGAAGAGAUGACCACCAGAUUGAGCCGCUUUGCCAGUAACCAAGUGACCCAGGGCAAUCCUAACAUAGCCGAUCUGAGUGACAAAAAUCGUCCAACUAAAAUUGGCGAGAAGUUUGGGGAGCUGUACGAUAAUGAAUGGUCGGAAGCAUAUGAAGCUUUUAAAGAAAAAAUGGAAAUAGUAAACGAUGAGGACGAACCAAAAGUAAUUGAGCAGCUUCUAAGGGUUGUACAUUCAGCUCAAAUGUUUUGUGCGGAUGUGUCCAAUGAUCAACUAAAUCAACUAAAGAAAAACUUAAAACAGCCAAUACUGGAGGUGUCCUUCACAUCAUCUGGAGGAAAACAGAGAGAGACAAAAUCAGUUCCAGAGGACAAAGGUCUUGAAACAAGCGCAGAAAAAUAUGCAAAGAAUUUUCGGAAAGAAUGUGCACUUAGAUGCAUACCAGCUGUCAUUCAGUUGUACAAGUCCACACAAGGCCAACAUUUUUCCUGGGCCAGAUCACCCCACGCUGAUGCAAUCCACAAGUAUGUGGAUCGUUGUAUCGAACUGAUCUGGUUGAUGAGUGUACAAGACCCACCGAUGUACCUGGUGUCGGCGGAGAAAGGUGACAAAGUGAGGACAGACUUGUUUACUUACUAUGGCAGCAAGGGCAAGGUUGUGGAGAGCACUGUAUGGCCUGCAGUCCUCCUGCAUUCGAACGGUCCCAUCAUCAGCAAAGGAUACAUUAUUCCCAUGGCCAAGUGAUGCGGCGCCAUACCUGCUUUAACCAGAGACGUGUAUCACAUCUGAUAUACACGUCUGUGCUUUAACCACAUACUUACAUAUGGCACCAAAAUCUAAUCCUAGUCUGUUUUCUAAUGCAUUUAAAAUCAUUUUGUACUUGAUGUCAAAAUUAAGCACUUGUACAUUCUUGGACAAUUCAAUUAAUACAUUGUCUAUACAUGUAUAUAUAUCAAAGUAACCAUGUUGCAUGCUCCUGGAUACAUUUCUUGACCAUAAGUAGUUAUCACCUAUUAUGUAAUAUAUUUUCAGAAUGACGUUGAUUGAUGUUAUUUUAAGUUUAUUCUUUGUUGUAAGUGCUAUGUAUCGUAUUAAAUAAUUUUCAUAGAUGGAACCCCUCCAUCUCCUUUUUCUAAUAACACCUUUUUAGUCUUGCGAGUAAGCUUUUAUUUGAAAACCGAACCGUGUAUUUGUCAUUACAGAAGUAAUGCAAUGGUUCGGGUAUUGAGUAUUUUAGAAGGUAAGGUAUAUUUUUUAACAAGGAGUUGGCAUUGUAGGUAAUAAAUAAUUAUCAAAAGAAAAAUUAUUACUUUGGUGUAAAAUACAAAAACAAUAAAAUAUAUUUCAAAUAUUAAUCAUA